This is a messenger RNA of Plasmodium knowlesi strain H, 1380 nucleotides long. RefSeq names its product splicing factor 3B subunit 4, putative. The coding region runs from base 1 to 1380 and encodes 459 amino acids. The record is from RefSeq and is a predicted model, not a curated record. Gene Ontology annotation, cellular component: U12-type spliceosomal complex; nucleolus. The transcript is spliced from 3 exons. Lineage: Eukaryota; Apicomplexa; Aconoidasida; Haemosporida; Plasmodiidae. Gene Ontology annotation, biological process: positive regulation of mRNA splicing, via spliceosome. Gene Ontology annotation, molecular function: RNA binding.
AUGUUCGCUCCUCAUAAGAGCCAGGAGAUUAGUCAAAUCUACGAACGAAACAAUGAAGCGACACUCUAUAUAGCCAACUUAGACGCCCAAGUGGACGAAGAAAUCCUGUGCGAGCUUUUUAUGCAAUGCGGUAACGUCAAGAAUGUACACAUACCACGGGAUAAGAUCAAUGGGUUUCAUGCAGGUUAUGGCUUCGUGGAGUAUGAAUACGAAUACGAGUGUGAGUACGCAGGGAAGGUGUUGAACAUGACGAAACUAUUCGGAAAGCCCCUGCGGUGCAACAAGGCGUCUCAAGAUAAGAAAUCCUUUGACGUAGGAGCGAAUCUAUUUAUAGGAAACCUAGAUGCAGAGGUGGAUGAGAAAAUGCUCUUCGAUAUUUUCUCCUCCUUUGGGCAAGUAGUAACCGUCAGGAUAAUUAGAAACGAAGAUGAUACAUCUAGAGGACACGGAUUUAUCUCAUACGAUAACUUCGAAUCCAGUGAUAUGGCCAUCGAAAAUAUGAAUAACCAAUUUAUAUGCAACAAGAAGGUUCAUAUAUCCUAUGCAUUUAAAAAGGAUUCUAAAGGGGAGAGGCAUGGAACAGCAGCUGAAAGAUUCAUUGCGGCUAAUAAGGCUCUAAGUUUAUUUUCAGGAAAUGAAAACUCAAAUAAUCUAAUGCCACAUAAUUUAUCUAAUGGAGAAAAUACAACUAAUACGAGGCGUGGUAAGAAUAAUGGUUCAUUAAAUGGAGAGAACAAUCAAUUUCUACGACCACCCUUAACAUCUUCGAAUGCUAUCAACCCCCCAUCGAGCAAUUCCUUGCCGCCUGUUAUGAAUUCGUACUUUCCAGGAAAUAUGCCGCCCCCCAUGGGGUCCAGUUUUCCCAAUCAACCGAUGAACAUCAAUAGCGCCAUGCGCCCUAAUGGCUCGUUCAUGAUGCCACAGAAAAUCGGCAAUCGGAUGAUGGGUAGUAUGCCUCCCAACAUGCCACCCAUGAAUAUGCCUCCAGGAAUGCCCCCCAACAUGCCACCCAUAAAUAUACCCCCGAAUAUGCCUCCUCCAAAUAUGCCUCUCAACAUGCCACCCAUGAAUAUACCCCCAAAUAUGCCUCCUCCAAAUAUCCCUCUCAACAUGCCCAUGAACAUGCCACCUAACAUGCCCCUCAACAUGCCGAUGAAUAUGCCCCCCAAUUUCCCCCCCAACUUCCCACCGAAUUUCCCUCCUUCCUUUGCCCCGAAUUUUCCACCCAACAUGCCCCCGAACUUUCCACCGAAUUUCCCCCCCAAUUUACCUCCCACGCCCCCGACCAACAUGCAACUCAGCGGCUCCUUAAACGCAUCAUCAACUGCGGAACCGAAUCCGAGUGGCCCAAAUGAGCAAAAUGAAGUUGCGGGCACUUAG